This is a messenger RNA of Drosophila suzukii, 2431 nucleotides long. It is a transcript of the gene knon, whose product is annotated as knotted onions. Gene Ontology annotation, biological process: proton motive force-driven ATP synthesis. The record is from RefSeq and is a predicted model, not a curated record. NCBI's taxonomy places the organism in Eukaryota, Metazoa, Arthropoda, Insecta, Diptera, Drosophilidae. Gene Ontology annotation, molecular function: proton-transporting ATP synthase activity, rotational mechanism.
UCUCAGUUGGCUCCUUGGCAGUUUUCAUCACACACACAACCCACAUUUGUAUAAGUUAUAGAACAGACUGGAGGCCAAUGUGAACACCUGUACAUACGUAUAUCAAAAAAUUCAACCCAGAAAGCUGAGGAAAUCGAAGGAUGUGGGAGAAACUGGUGAACUGCAUCAAGGGUAAUGGUGGGGCCCAGAAGACAAGCUGCCAGGUUGUCCAACUGGCCGAUCUGAUGAAGCAGGUUCCUCCGAACCAGCUGAAGAUGUUCCAAAUGUUUGCCAAGAAGCACGAGGAGUACAAGGAUCGUGUUCGCAAGUACCCAGAAUCGAUGCCGCCAAUCGACUGGGAGUACUACCGCCAGAAUGUUCGCGAAGAGUUUGUGGAAUGGGUGAAGGGUUACGAGACCAAGUAUGAUAAACUUCACUCCGUCUUCGAGAAUCGACAUGCUAUGGUGGAUCACAAGCGCUACUUCGAAAAAGUGGAUGAAGAAGCGGAAGCAGUGAAGAAGGCUAUAGCAGCAUAUAAGGCUGAAUCGAAUGAAAGAAUCAAAAAGCUUACGGAAAAUCUAGAGUGCUUAAAGGCCAUGCAGCCGUACGAGCAAAUGACCAUGGAAGAAUUUUGCUUUGCCCGUCCUCAUUUGGCACCUGAUUUUAUUAACAAGCCUACUUUCUGGCCCCAUACUCCCGAGGAGCAAUUGCCAGGUCCUUCGGAUCCAGAGGCAGCAGCAGCCUUGCACCACGACCAGGAACCGGAGCCGCCAAAGAAACCAUCCCCGGAGAAACCACCAGAAAAGGCUUCCGAAGAUCCUAAGACUGCAGCAGCUGUGGCUCCGAAGAAACCCUCGGAACCAGUUGUAGACACCACUCAAUUGGCUGAAAAGGCCAGUGGAAUGGCCAAAGAAUUGGUGGCCAAAGCGAUUGUACUGUUCAACAGUCUCAAGGAGAAACUCUCGGGCAUGGCGAAGAAUGUUCAGAAGAAAGCCGAAGCCGCUAAGGCAGCCCGUGCCGAAGCUUCUGGCAAGUCGGUAACUCCCACAUCCACAUCCACAUCCCCAUCCACACCUACAAAGUCACUUGAUAGUAUUAAAGAACGCGAAUCCGGUCCAAAUAUAUGUAACCAGACCAUAAUUCGCAGCGAAGAGGAUGAAGCCAAUCCUGAGGUUAAGGCCAGACAUGCUAAUUUAUCCAUUGAGGCAGAGCCCUGCGAUGCCCAAGAAGAAAGAACCAGGGAGAUAGCCAGGGCUCUAGAAAGAAAGCGUCAAUUAAGGGAGGCAGAAGAAUACGACGAAUACCAAAAGAGCAGGCAAGUCUGUGAACCCAAAGACGAAGAGUCAAUCUGCGAGCCUGAUCCUUGUAAAACUAAAGAGGAGGCCAUCUGCGAACCCGAUCCUUGUAAGCCAAAGGAAGAGGAACUCAUCUGUGAGCCUGAUCCUUGCAAGUCCAAAGAGGAAGAAUCCGUCUGCAAACCAGAUCCUUGCAAGCCAAAGGACGAAGAAGGUGCCUGCGAAGAAGAGGAAGAUCCCUGCAAGGAAAAACCCAAAGAGGAAAAGGACUGCAAAUUCGAUAAGGACAACGAAGUUGGUUUAGAGAAAUCCCAGGAGCAGGAGCAGGUCUUCAUCAACAUAGCCAAGUGCAGCGAAGAUUUGGCCAAGAAGGAAGAAAAUAAAUCAGGUGAACCAGGUAAACCCAAGGAAAAGGCCUCGCUGACUGAGAUAACUCAGGGUUCAGAUCAAAAACCCAUACUGGGCAUGCAGAUAACAGAUUCGAAGGCUGCCAAAAAGGAUCAGAGAGCUAGAAUUGAUGGCGCAGACGAAGUGGGUCCUGUCUAUACAGAUCCCAAACAACUUGCAGAAUUGCUAGCCAAUGAGAAAGAAAAGAAAGAACUUAAGGAAAAAGAGGUGCCUGCAAUAAUCGAAGAUGCCAUUAAACCCGAAGAUGAUAAACCAGUUACAAUCUAUCCCAAACUGGAGAUAUCUGCUAAACCCAAAACCGAAGAUGUAGAUGAGGCCAAGAAGUCUCCCAAGGAUAUGGCCAAGCAGGUGUUCAGCAUGGCCUCGGGAGCUGCUUCUCUACUAACAGAAGCCACCAAUACCCUAGAAGACUUGAAGAAGAAGAAGGAGGAACGUCUUGAGGCCCUGGAACAGGCCUAUACUUCGGCUCAAAGGCAGGCCCAAGGAGCCUUGGCCGAGGCCUCAAAAGCCGUGGAAGCAGCCAACAAAUUGGCCCAGAGAUCUGCCGAAAACACCGGCGAAGUGAGCAGCCGCGACAAAGAGGCCUUGGAAAUGGCCGAAAAGCAUGCUAUUUUGGCCAAAAUGAUGGCCAGUCGUGCCGUGGCCCUAAAAGACGAAAUCGCCCGUGUUCUCAAUGACUUGAAAAAGAAACAGUAAUCCUUACUUCACAGAUUUCUAAAUAAUUUUGUACCACAUUUUGUUUGUUGUAU